GGCGUAGAGGGCAGACAGGCAGGAAGCAGUUAGCGAGCCUAUCGAGGAACCGAAGAUGAGAGUGGGGGAGCGAUGGGUGGACCCUUCAUCUGGUAGCUUGGCUGCUGUGUCUGUCAUGCAUUAGAGAUUUAUUUGUGGUCGUCAACUCGCGAGUGUGGACUGGGUCGGCUGGGGGACUGAGCAUGAAGUCAAAGAUGGUGCAUGCGAUGGAGUCACUGUACCCACACACGUCCACGCACACACCUAAUGCUGCCUACAUCACCAGAUCGUCUUCAAUGAGAGCCCGUCAGUCUACAAGGGCCCUUGUCGAGUCACUAUGCCCGUCAUUGCCGCCUCCCUCCUGUCCACCCUCGCCCAUACCCUCGGUCACACCCUCCCGCGACCCCCUUGGCCGCCUGCGACGGGCAGACUCUCCCUGCGCACAUAACACGACCACACAAGGACAUUGACAUGAGAGCGGUGGGUGCAUCCUACCUCGUCUGCCGUGGUGGCUGUGGUGGUUGGGGUGAAUUCGGGGUUGGUCCAGUCGAGCUCGGGGCACUCGAAGUGGUUGUCGAAGUCUACGAUGUCCACAUACCUGCAGACGACCAUCGACACGCAACACAUACAUACGAUGGGUCGGGCAGGCAUUCAGACGGAUGGUUGUGCGUUUGUAUUGUACCUCUCGCUGGAAAUGUAUUCUCCGGCCGAGUCGAUGACGUCUUCACCGAUGUGCACGCGGCUGGCAGACACCGAUGACCAAUCGCCACGGCUGCCCGCGUAGCACUGCAGCCAGAGAGGCAAGCCAACAGACACACAGGCGCGGAUGGCAUUCUGAGAAGAUGUCUGUCUGUCUGUCUGCAAGUCCGUCUUACUUUGAGAGCGGGCUGUCCCUCCGGCACCUUCUCUGCAUCAAGCUGCAGCCACCCCAGCAUACACACAGCACCAUACCAUACAGGUGCCUGCCUGGCUGCAUUCUUUCAUCAGUCACUCACUGACCAUAAACACGGCUGCGAAAUUGCAGUUGGCCGUGAGCCUGUCGGCGAUGGCCUUGCUCACGACGUUCAUGGUCGUGGUGGCGUCGGCAUUCGCCUGGUAGUACCCACACAGCGUCACGCCCUCCUGCUUGCAGUACUGCUCUAUCUGCCACACACACACACACACACACACAGAGGAUUCCCGACAUACAUCCUGUGUCGCCUGUGCGCUUGUUUGGUGCUUGCUCCUGACCAGUGAGAAGGCCACUUUGAGCAAUGGCGGUAGGAUGGAGGUGUGAAAGAGGGGAAAUGCAUCGGUGUAGGUGACCUCCCCGCCCUUGCCUUCGCUCCUGCCCACGAGCACCCCGCCCACAGUGCUGCACGAGUACUUGCUGGCGUGGGAGAGGAUCUUGCUGUACGCUGCACUGCUGAACCGAUAGCUUCGCUCAGGCAUUGAUGCAGAUGAUGUGCAGAUGUCCAAGAAGCAGAGAUCUCGGGACAGAGAUCUCGGAACUUCUGUCUGUCAGACGGUCCUAUGCUGCUCAGGAGGUGGAGUGGAGUCGUCCAACAGCACCUCAAAUGCCC
Molecule: messenger RNA, 1541 nt
Organism: Vitrella brassicaformis
Lineage: Eukaryota; Vitrellaceae
Source: the annotation of a GenBank genome assembly